AUGGCGCGAUAUCGACCUGCUCCCCAAACCACGCCACGAGACAAUGCGCAAUCUAAUCAACGCAACGAUUCGUGGCGUCCGGAGCAUGGUCGUUAUCGGACAGACCGUGGCAAUAUACCUUCUCAUGCUCGACGCAGCCGAGGGUUGUCUCCGGUGAGGUCGGCGGUUACCAAAACCAAACAUGAACGCGAAACCAAUCCCUCCACCCGCAUACAUUCUUUGCGCAAUCUCUUGGGACGAGAAUCGUUACCCAUGACUGUGCGACAAGAGAAGGAACGCGAACUGGCUGCGCUGCUCCUUGACCAGCAAAAGGCUCAACUAGCAAAGGCAAGCAAAAAGAACCUGCAGCGAUAUCAUUUUGUCCGCUUCGUCGAGCGUCAGAAGGCCGAACGAACACUCAAGCAACUUAUCAAGCUCAAAGAAUCAAGUAAUUGUGCAAGUGACGAAGAGCAUAUGAAGAAGUUGGAUAAGUCAAUCCACGAGGCUGAGGUGGAUCUGAACUACACCAAGUACGCUCCGCUGGGAGAAAAGUACAUCAGCCUAUUUGUGAUGGAGGAAAAUGACAAGCAAAAGCGCAAGUCCCAGAUGAAGAAGAAGUCGUAUGCUAUCUUGACCGAUACUCAGAGAGAGGAGUUGCAGCAGAUUGAAGACGACCUGGCGAACGUUGUCCGGACCGCAAUAGGGACGAAGCCACCAAUGUGGUACGAAGUUGAGAAGUGCAUGAAUGAAGGCCAGGAGAAAUUGGAUGCGCUUCGAGAAGGAAGACUCACUGUAGGAAAUAAAUUGGUCAAGGAGCUUGCUGCUGUUGGUGGAAAGGAUGAUGCCGCCUUGCGAAGUUCGACCGCCCAGCCCGUUGAAUCGAGGCCAUCUUGGCUUGACGAUGAUGGUGUUAUCGAUCCGGCGGAUUUGGAUAGCGAUGAUGACGAGGACAUGAGUGACGGCGGCUUUUUUGAACGGUGA
Molecule: messenger RNA, 960 nt
Organism: Capronia epimyces CBS 606.96
Lineage: Eukaryota; Fungi; Ascomycota; Eurotiomycetes; Chaetothyriales; Herpotrichiellaceae
Exons: 1
Coding region: 1-960 (319 amino acids)
Biological process (GO): maturation of SSU-rRNA from tricistronic rRNA transcript (SSU-rRNA, 5.8S rRNA, LSU-rRNA)
Cellular component (GO): preribosome, small subunit precursor; nucleolus
Source: RefSeq, a predicted model, not a curated record